This is a messenger RNA of Rhizophagus irregularis DAOM 181602=DAOM 197198, 662 nucleotides long. The record is from RefSeq and is a predicted model, not a curated record. Lineage: Eukaryota; Fungi; Glomeromycota; Glomeromycetes; Glomerales; Glomeraceae.
AAAAAAAUCUCUCAUACUCUUUGUUAUUCAACUUUAAUCUUCGCUGGAAGUUGUUGUAUUUUUGAUAUUAAAAAUAAUAAAAGAUUUAUAUAAUGGAUUUAGAGAAAAGCUUAGAAUAUGAGAAUUUAGAGGAAAGUUUAACGGAUAAGAAUGAAACUUUUUAUAGUGAAUAUGAUGAAAAUGAGAGUUUCGAUAAUGUAGAGGAAAAUGAAUCUUUAAAAUCUUUAUUUGAAUUAGAUUUUAAUAUGCUUACAAAUGCAAAAAAAUUAGUUCAACAAAAUAUUUCAGAGGAAGAAGACAAUUGGGAGAAUCUGAGUGAUAUAGGAAGUAAUUUUUCUGAGACAGAAUCUGAUGAUGAGCGUGAUGAAAUAAUUACUAAAGUACCAAAUAAUGAAAAUUUAACUCUAUGCGUUAUAAUUGAUAUGUUAGAUGGUAAAAUUCAGCGGUGCAACUCUAAAAAAAAAUUGAGACGACUUUGGCAAAUGAUUGGAAUUUGGCAAAUUGACAAUGAAGAAGUUAAAGCAAAAAAUUUUUUAAUUGAAAAUUUAGGUGUUUGUUAUUCGCAUUUUUUAUAUGAUCAAAAUCAAUUGCAUUCAUCAAAUUAAAACAAACUAAAGAUUAUAUGGAAAGUAUUAUUCAUAGACGCAGAUGUUUAUUUUGUA